GAAGAAUAGAGUCUCAGGAGUUAAAAGGCGGUGUUUUAGAACCCUUUCUUCACUUUCAUUUUGGUCCUGAUCGAGUAGUGCUGGACAAUGAGUCUUACGAGUCUUCUUCACGUUCUCUUGGUGGGGCUUAGCUGCUUUGCCAUUGCCGUUUCAGCAGUUCCUGGUGACUGCUCGUUCGAUUUUGACCUGUGUGGUUACCAACAGGAUCCCAACGAUAACUUUGAUUGGAGAUUUAUGACCGGAAGUACUGCUAGUCCUUCUACAGGGCCGCAAAGUGACCACACGACUGGAAGAGGAUGGUAUAUCUAUAUUGAGACAUCAAGUCCUCGUUUAAACAAAGAAGAAGCACGUCUGAUAAGUCCUCCAAUCUCGAAUACCAACGGCAAUUGCCUGGCAUUUUACUACAGCAUGUACGGGCUGAAUGUACGAACACUCAACGUCUACACCCAAGAAAGCAGUGGUUCAAGAACAUUAAGGUGGUCGCUGACAGGAGACAGGGGAUCGCAUCAUUGGCGUUUCGCUAAGUUAGCGCUGCCUUCUUCUCGCUCGAAUCUUAGGAUCGUAUUCGAGGGUUUAUCGGGCACAGGAUUCAGGGGAGACAUAGCUAUCGAUGAUGUUAAAGUAUACAACGCUCCCAACUGUGCUGUCGUACCUCAAGGUGCCACUCCUCAACCAAAUCCACAACCAACUCAGCCUCCAUCACCACCUUCUGUUCCAUCGUGUGGUAUCAAACCACAAGGUACGAGGAUUGUUGGUGGUUAUGAAGCAGCCAAAGGGGCAUGGCCAUGGCAAGCAAUGCUGUUGUACCAGACAGCGUCAGGCAGCUGGAAGCAGUUUUGCGGUGGGACCCUGAUUACUCCUGAAUGGGUGGUGACGGCCUCUCAUUGCGUUAAUGAUGUCCGUAAUGUGGAAGUCCCAUAUCACAGAAUAAGGAUGGGCGCGCACUAUCUCAGAAAGAUAACAGGCACAGAACAAGACUUUGACAUCGAGCGCAUCUACAUGCACCCUGACUACAAUCGCUACCCAUCACAACACGACAAUGAUAUCGCCCUUAUCAAGCUCAAAAGACCUGCAAUGCUGAACAAAUGGACCCAACCUGCUUGUCUGCCUACUGAUUCAGUGCAGUUUGCGCCUGGUAAGGCCUGUUAUAUCUCUGGAUGGGGUCACUUGAAGUCUGGAGGAGAUUCACCGAAUGCACUACACCAGGCAAAGGUUCCUCUUAUAACCAAGGCUGAAUGUACCAAGCCCGGCUCGUACGAYGCCAACAAGAUCACAGACAAGAUGCAGUGUGCAGGAUAUCCCGGUCAGGGGGGCGUCGACACAUGUCAGGGGGAUUCGGGGGGUCCUCUUGUCUGCGAGAACAAUGGCAAAUGGUAUCUAGUCGGCGUUACCAGCUGGGGUUACGCAUGCGCAGACCCAAGAUACCCAGGUGUUUAUGCUAAGGUAUCCAAUCUGAAGAGCUGGGUACAUCACGUGAUCGCCUACCCAAAUGCCCAUUGAGAGAGACUCAUGGAGUAUGUUGAGUUUUUUGAUUUAGAAAUAGUAUGAUUUCAUGUACGAUGAUCAAAGAAAUAAAUAAAAUAAUACACGUAAAAAAAAAAA
Actinia tenebrosa (Australian red waratah sea anemone) is the source of this 1602-nucleotide messenger RNA. Its product is annotated as chymotrypsin-like elastase family member 2A. Gene Ontology annotation, molecular function: serine-type endopeptidase activity. The record is from RefSeq and is a predicted model, not a curated record. Gene Ontology annotation, cellular component: membrane. NCBI's taxonomy places the organism in Eukaryota, Metazoa, Cnidaria, Anthozoa, Actiniaria, Actiniidae. Gene Ontology annotation, biological process: proteolysis.